Molecule: messenger RNA, 2391 nt
Organism: Aethalodelphis obliquidens (Pacific white-sided dolphin)
Lineage: Eukaryota; Metazoa; Chordata; Mammalia; Artiodactyla; Delphinidae
Gene: RGS14
Product: regulator of G protein signaling 14
Exons: 15
Coding region: 124-1866 (580 amino acids)
Biological process (GO): spindle organization; cell division; signal transduction
Cellular component (GO): plasma membrane; cytoplasm; nucleus
Molecular function (GO): microtubule binding; GTPase activator activity; G-protein alpha-subunit binding
Source: RefSeq, a predicted model, not a curated record
GAGCUGCCUACAGUCCCCAUGGUGGGCGCCCCCCGCAGUGGGGACCCGUGAACAGCAGCGGCAUGCCAGGGAAGCCCAAGCACCUGGGCGUCCCCAACGGACGCAUGGUUGUGGCUGUCUCAGAUGGAGGAAAAGUACCUGAGAUGGGAUUGGGCCAGGGGCUGGGGAAGGCUGCAAGGCUCAGCUGCACUUGUCCAUCCCCCUGCAGAGCUGAGCAGCACGGCGGGGCCCCAGGGCCAGGGAGAGGGCCGAGGCAGCUCCCUCAGCAUCCACAGCCUUCCCAGUGGCCCCAGCAGCCCCUUCCCCACCGAGGAGCAGCCUGUGGCCAGCUGGGGCCUGUCCUUCGAGCGGCUGCUGCAGGACCCGCUGGGCCUGGCUUACUUCACUGAGUUCCUGAAGAAGGAGUUCAGUGCUGAGAACGUGACAUUCUGGAAGGCCUGCGAGCGCUUCCAGCAGAUCCCCGCCAGCGACACCCAGCAGUUAGCUCAGGAGGCCCGGAACAUCUACCAGGAGUUUCUGUCCAGCCAGGCACUGAGCCCUGUGAACAUCGACAGGCAGGCCUGGCUCGGCGAGGAGGUGCUGGCAGAGCCCCGACCAGACAUGUUCCGGGCACAGCAGCUUCAGAUCUUCAACUUGAUGAAGUUUGACAGCUAUGCACGCUUCGUCAAAUCCCCGCUGUACCGCGAGUGCCUCCUUGCGGAGGCCGAGGGUCGCCCCCUGCGGGAACCUGGCUCUUCGCGCCUUGGCAGCCCUGACGCCACGAGAAAGAAGCCGAAGCUGAAGCCCGGAAAGUCGCUGCCGCUGGGCGUGGAGGAGUUGGGGCAGCUGCCUCCUGCUGAGGGCCCUGGGGGCCGCCCACUCCGCUCGUCCUUCCGCAGAGAACUAGGGGGCGGCGCGUCAAACUCAGCCUUGCGCCGAGAGUCCCAGGGGUCCCUCAACUCCUCUGCCAGUCUGGACCUCGGCUUUCUUGCCUUUGUCAGCAGCAAAUCUGAGAGCCACCGGAAGAGCCUUGGGAGCUCAGAAGGCGAGAGUGAAAGCCGACCAGGGAAGUAUUGCUGCGUGUACCUGCCUGAUGGCACAGCCUCCUUGGCCCUAGCCCGACCUGGCCUCACCAUCCGUGACAUGCUGGAAGGCAUCUGUGAGAAACGAGGCCUCUCUCUACCUGACAUCAAGGUCUACCUGGUGGGCAAUGAGCAGAAGGCCCUGGUCCUGGAUCAGGACUGCACCGUGCUGGCGGACCAGGAAGUGCGGCUGGAGAACAGAAUCACUUUCGACGCCAGGGUCCCGCGCAGGCUCGAGUUGGCGCCGCUGGAGCGCGUGGUGCGGAUCUCCGCCAAGCCCACCAAGCGGCUGCAGGAGGCGCUGCAGCCCAUCCUGGCGAAGCACGGCCUGAGCCCGCAGCAGGUGUCGCUUCGUCGGCCAGGCGAGAAGCAGCCACUAGAUCUGAGGAAGCUAGUGAGUUCGGUGGCGGCCGAGAGAUUGGUUUUGGACGCUCUCCCAGGUGUGAAGAUCACUGAAGCUGGCGACAUAUCGCCCUGCCUCAGCCAGGGUGGCCCGCCUACAAUCCAGGACAAGGCCGCCCACCUCCCUCCACUGUCCCUGAACUCGCUGGCCCAGGCACCCAGUAGUAUCACUGGGAAGCGGCAGACCUGUGACAUUGAAGGCCUGGUGGAGCUGCUGAACCGGGUGCAGAGCAGUGGAGCCCAUGACCAGAGGGGCCUUCUGCGCAAAGAGGACCUGGUGCUUCCAGAAUUUCUGCAGCUGCCUGCCCAAGGAGCCAACUCCCAGGAAGCCCCACCACAGACUGAAUCAGCGGUCCAGCCCAAGGGGAGCCCCUCAGACUCCACUGCGCACUCGGCCCUCUGACGGCUGCCCAACCGUCCAGGCCGGCUGCAUGGCACCUGGCGGGCCAAGCAUGCCAUGGGCCCGCUCUGCAUGCCCUGUCUGUGCCAUGAGUGUCCCUGGCCCCUUCCUGCCACGGGCAGGCCCGCAGGAAGAGCUGGGAGGGGAUGGAGAGGCGAAUCAGAGGAGUGACACUCCACAGCUGCCACCACUUGGUCCCUUACAGGCUUGCUCAUCCAUCCCUUGCUGCCAGGCCACCAGGGGGAAGUGGGCCUAGCCCCCAGUGCAGGUGUGCCCAACACGGAGGGGCGGCGUUGGCAGUGCCAGCCUCCCCACCAUGUGCCAGGCCUCAGCAAUGAGUAGGAAGAGGGGCCGGCUCUUCCUCGGGGAGCUGGUAUGAGUAAGGCCUGGGGGUGCAGGCAGGCAGGCAGCCCCUCCCUCUACCCACAGAGAUGCUACUGAACUUUUGGAUUUUGCAGUUGGCUUGGGGCAGCUGGGUUUGUCCUGGAUGUAUGAUAUUGUUAUAAUAAUAAUUAUUAUUCUGCCAUA